AGAAUGAAAGUGAUAAUGAUGAGAAAAUUAAUGUAUAUGGUGAUAGUAUUAGUAUUAGUGAGUGUGAGUAGUGGAAAUGUAAUAUUGCAUGAUUAUGGGGAUGCCCUUGCUAAAACCGUAUUAUUUUUUGAGGGGCAGAGGUCAGGGAAGCUGCCUGCUACGCAGCGUUUGGCAUGGAGAAAGGACUCGGCUCUUCGCGACGGUCUCGAUAAGGGUGUAAGUGUCAUUUCCUCAUUUUAUCUCAUUUGAUUUGAUUUUUAAUCUCAUCAAUUACGCUCACAAUCCAAUUUCUAGAAUUAGUUUUCGUACAUAAACAGAGAAUAAAUAUUCUUCUGUUUUACCCUAUUUUUCUAUGGAGAAGAAUGUUUGCUCAUGUAUAACAAUCCCUUCUAAAGCAUCGGAACAAUAAUUAUUCUGUAUAGUAAAUAGAGAUACUAAUUAGUAGUGGAUUUGAAAUUUAUAAUUAUUUGAAUUAAUUAAUUCAAAGUUAGGAUGCUAUAAUUUUUUAUUUUUAAUGAUAAAUAUAGUAUUAAUUAGAGUUUAUUUUAUGUAAUAUUUUUUUAUUUUUACAAUAAUUGUAUAAUAAAUAGAUUAAGAGUAGGACAUUGUGGAACACAUUAAAUUGUGGGACAUAAGAUCCCAUUCGGGUUUCGUGUAGUGUGCACGCAUGCAUCCUUGUUUAAUUUAUAUAUCUUUGAAAUAAUUCCUACAAGAAAUUUAUUAUUAUCUUUGUCCAUAAAAGAAUUAACUAUUUCUUAAUUAUAUGAGUUUUAAUAAAUAGGUUAAAUGUGUUUUGAAUAUAAUGAAGAUCUCAUUUUUUUAUAGUUUUAAAUUGAUUAAUUUGGUUGAGUGAUGUUUAAAAUUACAAUAUUGGUAAAUACUGAAUAAUACAGAGGGUUAUAAUUACCGUGUGGAUGAAAUAAGGGUCUUAGUCAUAUUUCUUACCAAUAUAAGAAAUAUGAAAUAAAUGUAUUUUUUAUGAAUGGAUCAAAAUAGAAAAGUAAGUAAAUUUUUCGUGGAUGAAGAAAAUAUUUAGUAUGUCAUGUUAUUACUUUAAAAUUAAUUUAGAGCAAACCUUCUGCUCCCGGUAAAUUAUAUAUAAGCAGCAUGCAUAUAUAACGGCCAAUAAUGAGGGGAGAUCGAAACUUAGAAGAAAAUUAUUAAUUGAUUGUUAAUGCUACUUUGCAUAAAUAUUUAGAGAAUCAUUUAGUUGAUGGAAAUAAUUAUUUAUUAAACAUUUCUCACUUCUCAAAACAAAUUAAACUCUAGCUCACUUUAGUAAAAAUCAAUAAAUUAAUUUGACGCAUUUGCUUCUAUAAACAAAUCUCCCAAAAAAUAUGUUGCCCUUGAUUCUGAAAGAAAAUACAAGUCCAUAGCUAGCUAAUUGUUUGGAAUUUCAAAAUUAAAAUGGAUUAAAUUGAUGCAUUUACUUUUGAAAACAAAACUAUCUAUUUAUGAAAAAUUCUCUCCCAUCGCCUUCUCAAAACAAAACUCUCUAUCUGGAAAAAAUUAUCUUUGUCUUCGAUUCUACCCAAACUAAACACCAUUAAAUAUUGUUAUUCAGUGAUAGAAUUGAUAAGAGGAAGGGAGAUAUAUGUGAAGGUGAUAAUGAUAAGAAAAAUAAUGUAUGUAGUGAUAGUAUUAGUGGGUGUGGGUAGUGGAAAUGCAAUAUUGCAUGAUUACGGGGACGCCUUCUCAAAAAGCAUACUAUUUUUUGAGGGGCAAAGGUCAGGGAAGCUGCCCGCUACGCAGCGUUUGACAUGGAGAAACAACUCGGCUCUUCAUGACGGCCACCACCAGGGCGUGGACUUAACCGGUGGAUACUACGACGCCGGCGACAACGUUAAAUAUAAUUUCCCGAUGGCAUUCUCAACGACGAUGAUGGCGUGGGGAGUGAUCGAAUACGGCAAGACAAUGGGCCCGGAACUGGUGCAUGCGCUGGAGGCGGUGCGGUGGUCGACGGACUACUUCCUCAAAGCCACCGCCACUCCCGGCGUCGUUUAUGCUCAGGUUGGAGACCCCAAAGCCGACCACAAUUGUUGGCAGAGGCCAGAGGAUAUUGACACUCCUCGAACGGUUUAUGUGGUCAGUCGGAACGCGCCCGGAUCCGAAGUCGCAGCGGAGAUCGCGGCGGCGCUGGCGGCCGGCUCUUUGGCGUUCAGAGCCUUCGGAGAUAAAGUGUACGCUAAAGUGCUCCUCAAAAGGGCUUCUGAGGUAUUUCAGUUUGCAGAUAAAUAUAGAGGGUCUUACAAUGACAGUAUCGGUGAAGGAGUGUGCCCUUUUUAUUGUGAUUAUAGUGGCUAUCAGGAUGAAUUGUUGUGGGGCGCAGCAUGGCUCUACAUAGCCAGCAAAAAGAAUCUUUACUGGAAUUACGUUACGCAGAACAUGAUAAACUUCAAACCGCAGAUAGAAUCCGCCCUUUUCGAAUUCGGAUGGGAUGCAAAACAUGCUGGGAUCAACGUUCUUCUUUCUAAAUUGGUGCUAAAUAACAGCAUGGAAGCUUCUACUCCUUUCCUCUCCUAUGCAGACUCCUUCAUCUGCUCACUUGUGCCCGAUUCUCCCACCAAGACUGUUCAAUUCUCUCCUGGCGGGCUUCUGAUAAAACAAGGAGUGUGCGACUUGCAGCACGCCACCGCCCUCUCAUUUCUGGUAUUGGCCUACGCUCGUUACUUGAAGAAAUCUCCGCAUCUCAUCCGAUGCAACGAUAAAAUCAUCACUCAAACCCAGCUUGUGGGUUUCACAAAACAGCAGGUGGACUAUAUACUGGGAAGCAAUCCAUUGGGAAUGUCGUACAUGGUGGGAUACGGCAGCAAGUAUCCGCGGAGAAUACACCACAGGGCAUCCUCGCUGCCAUCGCUGGCUCAACAUUCCGACCACAUAGCCUGCAAGGCCGGCACGCCCUACUUCUUGAGCGCUGCCGCCAAUCCCAACGAGCUGACGGGGGCGGUGGUGGGAGGCCCGGAGGUGGACGACUCCUUUGCUGAUGAUCGCGUCGACGCCUCCAAAUCGGAGCCCACCACUUAUAUCGCUGCGCCUCUUGUAGGAUUAUUGGCUUAUUUCAAAGCCCGCUCGUCUCACUGACUACAACAUUCCAGAAAAGGCGGCAUUGUUUGUGCAACACCUUACGCGCCGGAAUCACACACGUGCUCACAACUGUUCACGUGCUUUUUUUCCACAUCCCCCUAACAUUACUCAUUCCUUCAUUUUCUGGCGUUUUUUCAUAUAUAUACGUUAAUUCAGACCAACAUCAGCAUCACAGUUAUUCCAACGCAUUCUAAUAUCAAUUAUCAAACUCAAAUAAUUUGCACUCUCUACCUAUACCUCUAAUUUAGACCCGAGGUCCACGUUCUAAUUGUUGGACUAGAAUUUCACCCACGACUUUUCUCGUUUGGAAAAUACUAUUUUGUGUUAGUUUGCUAUAUUAUGGUAGUUUUUGUUGUUGUAAUUCAAUUAAACUGUAAACUCAAUUAAAAUAUCGAGUCUUACAUGGUACGUGGUUUUUUUUUUU
This is a messenger RNA of Salvia miltiorrhiza (redroot sage), 3508 nucleotides long. RefSeq names its product endoglucanase 8-like. Gene Ontology annotation, biological process: carbohydrate metabolic process. The record is from RefSeq and is a predicted model, not a curated record. Gene Ontology annotation, molecular function: hydrolase activity, hydrolyzing O-glycosyl compounds. The transcript has 7 exons. Bases 1609 to 3081 code for a protein of 490 amino acids. NCBI's taxonomy places the organism in Eukaryota, Viridiplantae, Streptophyta, Magnoliopsida, Lamiales, Lamiaceae.